This is a messenger RNA of Diaporthe citri, 1293 nucleotides long. RefSeq lists its product as uncharacterized. The record is from RefSeq and is a predicted model, not a curated record. Gene Ontology annotation, molecular function: flavin adenine dinucleotide binding; oxidoreductase activity, acting on the CH-CH group of donors. The coding region runs from base 1 to 1293 and encodes 430 amino acids. NCBI's taxonomy places the organism in Eukaryota, Fungi, Ascomycota, Sordariomycetes, Diaporthales, Diaporthaceae. The transcript has a single exon.
AUGUCGAACGAGGACGACUGUGCCCCCCAACUGCCCUGGGCAGAACCCGCCUGGCUGACAUCCCUGGAGUCGCCUUACUACAACGAAUCUCACAGGAAGCUCCAAGCCUACGCCAGGAAUUACAUCGACCAGAACAUCCUCCCUCAUAACCUGAAGUGGGAGCAAGACGGCGACUGUCCAGAUGCGGCAAAGGCAGAUUUUGUCAAUUCCGGACUGCCCUUCGCCAACAUACCCGCCCAGUACCGGCCGCGUGGAUUCGAGUCGGCAGCCGGCAUACCAGCUGACGAAUUCGACGUCUUCCACUUCAUGGUUCUCACCGAUGAGGGAGCCCGUAUAGAAGGGGGCGUCGGCAUCGCGCUGGCGGGGGCAUACGCCAUCGGCACACCGCCCAUUCUCAACCACGGGACCGAGGAGCAGAGGCGGCGGUGGUUGCCCGGGCUGUUCACGCGGGAAACGAGUUUCUGCCUGGGGAUCACGGAGCCGAGCGGCGGCAGCGAUGUCGGCAAUAUCUUGACGAGGGCAGUUAAGACCAAAGACGGGAGUCAUUACGUCGUCACGGGCACGAAGAAGUGGAUCACGGGCGCGCAGUGGGCAACACACAUGACAACGGCCGUUCGGACCGGAGGGCCAGGCAUCAAAGGCAUCUCGCUGCUCGUCGUGCCCCUCCACUCGGAGGGCGUAGAGAUCGAAAAGAUACAAAACAGUGGCCAGAACGCCGGCGGGGCGAGCUGGGUGCGCAUGCGCAACGUCCGCGUCCCGGUCGAGAACCUGCUCGGGCAGGAGAAUGCGGGGUUCAAGUACAUCAUGACCAAUUUCAACAAGGAGCGGUUCCUCAUGGCCAUCGUCUGCAACCGCAAGACUCGGACUUGCCUGAGCACGGCGCUGCAGUACGCACACACCCGCGAGACCUUCGGCAAGCCCCUUGUCUACCACCAGAUCAUCCGCCACAAGGUCAUCACGCUCGCCAGGGAGGUCGAGUCGCAUUGGGCAUGGCUGGAACAGAUCGCGUACCACAUACAGAUACACGGGUGGCAAAGCGACGACGUCGCGGGGCGCAUCGCCCUGGCAAAGGUGGCCGGGGGCAGGAUGCUGGAGCUGGCUGCGAGGGAGGCCCAGCAGGUCAUGGGCGGCGUUGCGUACCAGAGAAACGGCCCCGGCGGAGGAGGUCGGAUCGAGCAGAUCACGCGUGAUCUGCGAAUGAUGGUGGUCGGAGGGGGGUCCGAGGAGAUUCUUGGGGACCUGGCGUUCAGGCAGGACACGAAGGCAGCGCAGAGGAGGCCGUCAAAAUUGUAG